CCACCGGAUUCUGAAAUGCAAGUGUCCGGUAGAGUAGACGCGGCCGUCUUAACACACAGACUUCUGUGUCAAUGUAAAGGUUAUAAGCAGGUGGUUUUAAUUUAAUUGUAUUCCGUCAAAUGCUGGGAAAGAUAGUGUCAUUCCUCUCUAGGAAAAGGUCAGCCGACUGUUCCCUUUAAUGUAAUAAUUUGCCGAGAACUUGUAACAGUGGAUACAAAACACUACGUAUGAACUUGUGGUUUCAGCUUUUUUGAGGCCGUUGCAUCUUUAACGUUUUGUCUCUUCUUGAGCGUUUCCAUUUUUUAGCCAAUGAAAAUGUAAACGAAUUGACAUAAAAAUCCUUAAAAUCUCAGAAACAAGUAAAAUAGAAAAAAAAAUAUUUGAAUGCUUAAAAGGAGCUAUUCCUGAAGUAUUGAAUAUGCGAUGUCUCAAUUGUGAUAUUGUUAAACGUAAAUUUUUGGAGAAUAGACUGUUUUCCAUCUCCUACCUAGUUAUUUGUUUUAAUGGGAAUAUACAGAGCUCUUUAAUCGAGUGCUUAUUUUAUUAGAACUGAAAGAAUAUUCUGUAUAUGUUACUGUUUGGGAAAGGACCUGAGUAAAUCUCCAACAGCUGGAGCCAUUUGAGACUUUCUAAUUACCAUCAUAAUUAUAUUAACUAACUUUUAAUGGGCACUUGAUUAUUUGCUAGACCUUGCUCUUCUGUGCUUCCUGUGUGUUAGCUAAUUUAAUCCUUUCAUUAGCCAAGUAAUACAGGCGCUAUUAUUGUUUCAGUUUUACAGCAAAGGAGUGCCUUACAGAGGGUAACCACUGGGCUAGAGAAGGGCAGUGCCCACAAAGACCCCAGGCAGUCCAGCUUUGGCCAAAAUACAUUACUACCUCUUCAUAUUCUUCUGCACGAUUCCUUUUUUUGAAAACAUAUGUAGCAAGAGGAACACGGUAUUUCACAAAACAAUAUUAGUCUUAAAAAGCUACAUGACCUGACUUUUUAAAGGAAUAUUUUUAAAGCCUUCUAUUCAUUAAGCCUUAGCUAAUAUGUGAAUAAAUCAGUUUCCUAACAUCUGAUAUCUCAUUCAUUUUCUUAAUGUAAUGUUCCAUCUUACAGCCUUGAUAUUAUUGGCACAUAAUGGAUAAUGCCAGUUAAAUUUUUUUAAGCUUCUCUUUUUUGUGUGUGGGGAGAGUGUUGCUAUAUAGAGUGGUGAUUCUUAUUAGGCUAUAUUUUUGCUAAAUUUUUGCAACGUAAGAAGACACUUAACAGGGCUGGUAACCUGUUUUUAGUCCUCGUGUGUCCUGUUUUCACAGGGGUAUAAGCACUUAAAACAGCCAAUUCGUAUAGUCCUGUGAACCAGCUGUAAAUUGAGUUAAACACUAAAUGAUCAACUUUAUUUUUUUCUUAGCUGGGGUAGGAGGGUUUGCUUUAAUUUUAGAGUAUUACAGCAAUCUUAUGUGUUUAUUUAAACUAGGAGGCAUUUUAACCUCAGUUGGUAAGGAAGCAAAAGUAGAUUUAGAUUUGUAGGUUAAUUGAAAGUUUUCCUUUUGUUUUGUUUUUUACUUUAAUUGUAUUGAAGAUCAGUUUCUAGUUUUUUCCCAGAUCUUUCCCACAUUCUUGGCCUCUAUUUAGUUAUAAUAGAAAGUUAAAAAAAAAAGUUAACAUUCUUAUAACCAGUUCUCCUCAGAAAGCCUUUAAGUCGAUCCUUUCAACAAGUAUGAGAAGAUGCAUCUUCCUCAUGAUUCUUCCGCUCAUUGUUUUUCUAACCUUUUAAAUGUAUAGGGUGAUAGUGGAGAUAAUUCAAACGACGGGACCCAGCCAUCCAAAAGGAGGCGCAUGGGCUCGGGAGACAGCUCUAGGAGCUGUGAAACUUCCAGUCAGGACCUCAGCUUCAGCUACUACCCAGCAGAAAACUUGAUAGAGUACAAGUGGCCGCCGGAUGAGACUGGAGAGUACUACAUGCUUCAGGAACAAGUCAGUGAAUAUUUGGGUGUCACCUCCUUUAAACGGAAGUACCCAGAUUUAGAGCGACGAGAUUUGUCUCAUAAGGAGAAACUCUACCUGAGAGAGCUAAAUGUCAUUACAGAAACUCAGUGCACUCUAGGUUUAACUGCUUUGCGCAGUGAUGAAGUGAUCGACUUAAUGAUUAAAGAAUAUCCAGCCAAACAUGCUGAGUACUCAGUUAUCCUGCAAGAGAAAGAACGCCAGCGGAUCACAGACCACUACAAGGAGUAUUCCCAAAUGCAGCAACAGAAUACGCAGAAAGUUGAAGCCAGCAAAGUGCCCGAGUACAUUAAGAAAGCUGCCAAGAAGGCCGCCGAGUUCAACAGCAACCUGAACCGGGAGCGCAUGGAGGAGAGAAGGGCAUACUUUGACUUGCAGACACACGUUAUUCAGGUGCCUCAGGGGAAGUACAAAGUGUUACCGACAGAGCGGACCAAGGUCAGUUCCUACCCGGUGGCCCUUAUCCCCGGACAGUUCCAGGAGUAUUACAAAAGGUACUCACCGGAUGAACUGCGCUACUUGCCACUAAACACGGCUCUUUACGAGCCCCCUCUGGAUCCUGAGCUCCCUGCGCUUGACAGCGACGGAGACUCAGACGAUGCCGAGGACGGGCAGGGGGACGAGAAGAGGAGGCAGAAGGGCACCUCGGACACCUCCUCCGGCAAUGUGUCUGAGGGCGAGGGCCUUCCCGAGGGCCAGGAGGAGCCUUUCCAGGGGCGACAGAGACCCAAGGACAAGGCUGCCACGCCCAGAAAGGAUGCUUCCAAGCGCUCUGUACUGUCGAAGUCAGUUCCUGGGUACAAGCCAAAGGUCAUUCCAAAUGCUCUAUGUGGGAUUUGUCUGAAGGGUAAGGAGUCCAACAAGAAAGGGAAGGCUGAGUCACUUAUACACUGCUCCCAGUGUGAUAACAGUGGCCAUCCUUCUUGCCUGGACAUGACCAUGGAGCUUGUUUCUAUGAUUAAGACCUACCCAUGGCAGUGCAUGGAAUGUAAAACUUGCAUUAUAUGUGGACAGCCCCACCACGAAGAGGAAAUGAUGUUCUGUGACAUGUGUGACAGAGGGUACCAUACUUUCUGUGUGGGCCUUGGUGCUAUUCCAUCAGGUAAAGACCACAAACAGGAGGCCCAUGACCUUCCGUGGGACUCGCCCAGCAUUGUCUCUAAAGGCUGCAGAAACACCAGUGACAGGAAGGGCCUGUGCAGUGAUCACCCAGGUCAGGGCCACCGGCUCUUCUUGCGUAGACCUCCCAAUCAACCGAGGGGACACAUGCAUGUCAGGGAGUCCAGUCUAAGUCUGGAAGUAGAACUCAGUGUAUAGAAUGAGCCACUGUUUUUCUACUAAAAUAGUUAGAGCCACAGCAUCACUUUAUUUCAAAGCCUUGAUUUUAUUUUCAUGUCAUCGACACAGAAACUUAACAAAAUGAAUGCUAUGCCUGUGGACAUACUAAACCAGAUUUUACAUAGAUUUCUAUCAAC
Messenger RNA from Miniopterus natalensis, 3464 nucleotides. The record is from RefSeq and is a predicted model, not a curated record. Lineage: Eukaryota; Metazoa; Chordata; Mammalia; Chiroptera; Miniopteridae.